GAAUCACGUUUUGCUAUUCCAAUAAGAAUCUUCGAGAAGUGCGAGCUCAGAGUACUUCGAGUAUUCUGUGAAGAUCAAAAAUAUCAUUCCAUUAAACUCUCAAGAUGUUGCGCUUGCCUCGUGUUGUGAGACAAACCGUUGCUCUUCAGAAAUCUCACCAAUUUUCAAGAUUUUAUGCCAAAGAUGUGAGGUUCGGGGCUGAUGUAAGAGCUCUCAUGCUCCAGGGCGUUGAUGUUCUCGCCGAUGCCGUCGCCGUCACAAUGGGUCCAAAAGGUAGGAAUGUUAUUUUAGAACAAUCUUGGGGUUCACCAAAAAUAACCAAAGACGGCGUAACAGUUGCAAAAGGAGUGGAACUCAAAGACAAGUUUCAGAAUAUUGGCGCAAAACUUGUACAGAAUGUUGCGAACAACACAAACGAAGAAGCCGGCGAUGGAACCACCACAGCGACGGUCCUCGCUAGAGCUAUCGCGAAAGAAGGUUUCGAAAAAAUUUCAAAGGGUGCAAAUCCCAUUGAAAUCCGUCGGGGAGUGAUGUUAGCGGUUGACGCUGUAAAAGAUAAGUUAAAAAAUAUGUCUAAGCCUGUCACAACCCCCGAGGAGAUUGCUCAGGUUGCCACCAUCUCUGCAAACGGCGACACAGCCAUUGGUCAACUUAUCGCUGAUGCCAUGAAAAGGGUCGGCCGCGACGGUGUCAUCACAGUCAAGGAUGGUAAAACACUUAACGACGAACUAGAAGUCAUUGAGGGUAUGAAAUUUGACAGGGGUUAUAUUUCACCAUAUUUCAUCAACUCGUCCAAGGGUGCUAAGGUCGAAUUCCAGGAUGCCUUGAUUCUUUUCUCUGAAAAGAAAAUCAGUAAUGUACAGACAAUUAUCCCAGCUUUGGAACUGGCCAACCAACAAAGAAAACCUUUAGUAAUCAUUGCUGAAGAUGUUGAUGGGGAAGCUUUGUCUACUCUCGUAGUAAACAGAUUGAAGAUUGGUUUACAGGUUGCUGCAGUAAAAGCUCCAGGCUUCGGUGACAACAGAAAAGCCACCCUCAGUGACAUGGCCAUCGCUACAGGUGGUGUUGUGUUUGGAGAUGAGGCUAACCUCAUCAAGUUAGAAGAUGUACAGCUCUCUGACCUUGGUCAAGUUGGUGAAGUUGUCAUCACUAAGGAUGACACUUUGAUCCUCAAAGGUAAGGGCAAAAAGUCUGAUAUUGACAGGAGAGCUGAGCAGAUCCGUGACCAAAUUCAGGAGACAAACUCUGAAUAUGAAAAAGAAAAAUUACAAGAGCGUCUUGCAAGAUUGUCAGCAGGAGUUGCUGUUCUACAUGUCGGUGGAUCCAGUGAGGUUGAAGUCAAUGAGAAGAAAGACCGUGUCAAUGAUGCUUUGAAUGCAACAAGGGCUGCCGUUGAGGAAGGUAUUGUUCCCGGGGGUGGCUCAGCUCUGCUUAGAUGUAUUCCAGAACUUGAAAAGCUCAAAACAUCUAACUCUGACCAAGCUACAGGUGUUGAAAUCAUCAAGAAAGCCCUCAGAAUGCCCUGCAUGACAAUCGCUCGCAAUGCUGGCAUUGAUGGAUCAGUGGUUGUUGCCAAAGUUGAAGACCUUGGUCCUGAAUUUGGAUAUGACGCUCUCAACAAUGAAUAUGUCAACAUGAUCGAAAAGGGAAUUAUUGACCCAACAAAGGUUGUCAGAACAGCCCUCACAGAUGCCAGCGGUGUUGCAUCACUUCUUACGACAGCGGAGGCAGUAAUCUGCGAUAUUCCACAAGAGAAGGAGCCAAACCCCAUGGCCGGUAUGGGAGGUAUGGGCGGCAUGGGAGGAAUGGGGGGAAUGAUGUAAAUUAACUAGGACUUAUAUGCAUUUAAGGUGUACAGAACUAUAUUAGUUACAUCACCUGUUUAUGGGUAAUGCAAUGAGAUGAAUGUGUUACAAUUGUGCAGUGAAUGUUAAUUUUUCUUUUUACUAUUGAGUCUGAUUGAUUUAGAAUAGAGACAGCUGUCUUAGAAAUAUUUAGUUUAAUGUUUGCUUCAGUGGAGCAAGGUGUUAUUUUUUAAACAUAAAUAAAUAUUGUUCAUA
Messenger RNA from Melitaea cinxia (Glanville fritillary), 2060 nucleotides. Its product is annotated as heat shock protein 60A-like. Gene Ontology annotation, cellular component: mitochondrial inner membrane; mitochondrial matrix. NCBI's taxonomy places the organism in Eukaryota, Metazoa, Arthropoda, Insecta, Lepidoptera, Nymphalidae. The record is from RefSeq and is a predicted model, not a curated record. Gene Ontology annotation, biological process: protein refolding; apoptotic mitochondrial changes; mitochondrial unfolded protein response. The coding region runs from base 105 to 1823 and encodes 572 amino acids. The transcript has a single exon. Gene Ontology annotation, molecular function: ATP binding; protein-folding chaperone binding; ATP-dependent protein folding chaperone.